GCCAAUCAGCGUCGGCGCGGAGGUGUCCUCGCGCCGCUACCUCCUCACUCCCCCCCCUCCCACCUCACUCCCCCCGCCCGCGCGGCGCUGCUCCUGCUCCCCGCUCGCUCCCCCGCCCUCCCCGGCCCCCGCCCGCCGCCGCCAUGGACCCGAGCAACUGGAGCAGCUUCAUCUUCCAGCAGAGUCACACACAGAAUCCCCUCCAGGUCGGGGCCGAAAUCCAGUCCCGGUUUUUCGCCUCCCAGGGCUGCACCCAGAGCCCCUUCCAGGCUGCCACCACAGCACCCCCGCCACCCGCUCCAGCCACCUCUGCUGAUUCCCUGCAGGUGGACCUGCUCCCGGUGCUGGCGGCCGCCCAGGAGACGGCCGCAGCCGCGGCGGUGGUGGCGGCUGCCACGGCCUCAGCUCCAGCCGCCUCCACGGUGGACACGGCAGCCCUGAAACAGCAGCAGCCGGGGCCCGAGGGGAGCGGGGGGCAGGUGGCCCCAGCCCCGCAGGCCACCUCCCAGCCCCCCCCGGCCCAGCCGCCCGCGCCACCCCCACCCAGCGAGGCCCAGAAGAAGUCGAAAAGCAAGGGGCCAUACAUCUGCUCGCUCUGCGCCAAGGAGUUCAAGAACGGCUACAACCUCCGGCGCCACGAGGCCAUCCACACGGGCGCCAAGGCUGCCCGCGCCAGCCCCGCCGCCAUGAAGAUGCCCACCAUGGUACCCCUCAGCCUGCUGAGCGUCUCGGCCCUGGGGGCAGGCGGGGGCGGGGCGGCGCCAGGGGCGGAGGGGGGCGGGGCUGCGGGGCUGGUGACCACCACGGCCUCUGGCAAGCGGAUCCGGAAGAAUCACGCCUGCGAGAUGUGCGGCAAGGCCUUCCGCGACGUCUACCACCUCAACCGGCACAAGCUGUCGCACUCGGACGAGAAGCCCUACCAGUGCCCCGUCUGCCAGCAGCGCUUCAAGCGCAAGGAUCGCAUGAGCUACCACGUGCGCUCGCACGACGGCGCCGUGCACAAGCCCUACAUCUGCAGCCACUGCGGCAAGAGCUUCUCCCGGCCAGACCAUCUCAACAGCCACGUGCGCCAGGUGCAUUCGACAGAGAGACCCUUCAAAUGUGAGACGUGCGAGGCGGCCUUCGCCACGAAGGACCGGCUGCGGGCACACACGGUGCGCCACGAGGAGAAGGUGCCGUGUCACGUGUGCGGCAAGAUGCUGAGCGCGGCCUACAUCACGGACCACAUGAAGGUGCACAGCCAGGGGCCCAACCACAUCUGUGAGCUGUGCAACAAAGGGUUCACCACAGCGGCCUACCUCCGGGUGCAUGCAGUCAAGGACCACGGACUGUCGGCCCCGCGGGUGGAGCGCUUCCUGUGCAAGCUGUGCGGCGUGCACUGUAAGACCCCGGCACAGCUCAACGGGCACCUGCAGACGCACGCUGGGGCCGGGGCUGGAGCCGGAGAGGGGCCCGGGGCCGCGCCCGCUGAGGCCCAACCGCUGCGGUGAAUCGCCAGGGACAGGUACGGGCGAGCUGUGCCCCCUGGCAGCAGCAGCGGCCCCGCCCACGUCGGCCGUCACUGUCCUGCCCAUGGAGGGGGCCCCUGUGGUGAGCCAACCGCUCCCCACGCAGCCCUGGUGAUUCGUGGGGGGCAGGAGCUGACCCUCCCCCCAAGGUCGUCCCCCCCCAGCGCCGCUGGAGCCCCCCACGGCGCUGCCGGAACCAGAACCCGCGGCCAGGGAGGAUUGAAUGUUGGGUCCUCUCCUCACGCUUGGCAAAGGGAGGACGCGACACCGGACAGACGGGGGCCCCACCACCAUCCCCUCCCCCCAGAGAGAUGGGGACCGCCCACCUCCCCUGUCCAGACAGGCCACGCAGCCUGCCCUCCCCAACCGUCCUCUUCUCCCUGGACAGAGGGGCCCCCCUCACCUCUAAACCCCCCAGUAGCCCCCCCAAUCCCAAAAUCAAUCUUACUCGAUCCUUGGCUGGGGAAUGGGCCGAGGUCUAUAGGGGACCCCGGUGUCUGGAGGCAGCUGCAUCUGGGCCCUGCGCCCCAAGGUCUAUAGAGAACCCAGGAGUCCUGGGGCAGCUGCAUCUGAGGAAAUAGGGAACCCCUGGCCCAGCCCCAGAGCUCCCACCAGCCGGAUUCAUGAAGGUUCAGGGGAGCCCAGGGCUGGGCUAGCUGGGGGAUGUCACUGAUAUUGCUGGGGGCUGGUACCAGCCCUGGUCCAGUCCCCCCUCCCAUAGGGGAGACCUCCGAUUCCCUUCUGUCCUGGGGUCCCCCCAGUUUCCCCCUCAGCCUUGGCACCCUUCUGUCCAGGGGUCUCCUGACCCCCCAGACCUCCCUCUGUCCCCCCCCCCACCGUUUUCUAUGGGAUUUUAUGAUUUAUUUUGUUUUCUCGUGUUCGUGUUCUCGGUCCAGCCGCGUCUCGCGUUGACUCAGCCCCCGCCCCCCUGCAUGGCCCCCCAACGUCUGGGGGUUCCCCCCGCGCUCUUUUGUAUUGUAUAAAACCACGACGAAUAAAC
This is a messenger RNA of Chelonia mydas (Green sea turtle), 2508 nucleotides long. It is a transcript of the gene MAZ, whose product is annotated as MYC associated zinc finger protein. The record is from RefSeq and is a predicted model, not a curated record. Bases 144 to 1490 code for a protein of 448 amino acids. Gene Ontology annotation, biological process: regulation of DNA-templated transcription. The transcript has 7 exons. Gene Ontology annotation, molecular function: DNA-binding transcription factor activity, RNA polymerase II-specific; RNA polymerase II cis-regulatory region sequence-specific DNA binding. NCBI's taxonomy places the organism in Eukaryota, Metazoa, Chordata, Testudines, Cheloniidae.